Messenger RNA from Plutella xylostella (diamondback moth), 1950 nucleotides. RefSeq lists its product as uncharacterized. The record is from RefSeq and is a predicted model, not a curated record. NCBI's taxonomy places the organism in Eukaryota, Metazoa, Arthropoda, Insecta, Lepidoptera, Plutellidae.
UGUCAACAAAGUCAACAUGAGCGCGUAAAUACGGAUUUUGCUUUGCUCAUCGAUUUUUUAGCAAAACAAUAAUUUGCUGUUUAUUACGGCACAAACAUAUUGUUUUCAGCGAAAGUGGCACAUACAAAUGUCAACACAAUCUAAAACCAUGCCUACGAUCGAUUUGAAGGUGUUUGUGAGGGUUGUGGCCGCAGUGUUUUCUAUAUCAUCAGCUACAGCAUUUGUGUUUGCUCUGCUGCGGCUGCUGAAGCCAGAACUGUUCUAUGUGGAGCCUAGAUUUGGGAGCGAACUGGGCAUCCACUACUUCAUGACGGGCCUCAUGAUCCUGACAUCAGCCAUCGGCUUCCUCAACAGCUGUGUAGUGAUGAACCGCAGCUCGGCGCACAAUGUUGGCCGUAACAUAGUCACAUGGCUGCUUCUCGACUCACUGUUUGAGACCAGCCGAGUGGUGUAUGUGUUCCUGAGCGAAAUAGUCCUCAAGGGGAAGGGACCGUUGCAGAUCUACGAACUAUUGAUCAGUGCUGCACAGUAUUUGUUGGACAGCUUCCUGUACUGCCAGAUGAUCCUCAGACACUAACAUUCACAGAAACUCAGUAUUGUUAGUAGUGUGCACUUAGGUUUAUGAUAAAUUAUUUAUUGUAUAGUAGGUUUUAGAUCCUUUGGUGGGUGAGUUGUCUCCCAGCUGAAACAAAUGCUUUACACAAUGUACCUUAUCAUGAAUAAGGGUGUGAUCAAAUUUAGCGCGGCAGAAAUUAUAUCUAAUGAAUGACGCGUGUUGCUGCGCUGUUUGGUCGCGCCUUUAGAGACGUUAAUCAUAGAAAUUAUGUAGAAAGAGUAAAAGAAAAUCUGACAAUUAAUAGAUUUUAAGCCCUACUUCUUUUUAGAUUGUUAUCGAUAGUUCCUUAUCCAGUAUUUUAUUUUUAACAUUAAAUCUCUCUAAGCUAGUAAGUAUAUUGAAAGUAUUUGUACUUUAAACACAUUCCAUUGUACCUAGCUGUGAUUAUUUACUAUAGCAAUUUUAAGGUUGUAACUCGUAGUUUUAGUCAUAAUAUGGUAAACUGAAUCUUAACUACUUACCUGCCAAGCCUACAAAUAAUAGUAAUAACUCAUGGAGUAGAAACCUUGUAGGAAUAGUUUAGGUUAACAUAAAUUAUGUACGGUUGCAAAGAGUAUACGUGUUAGACUCAUUGCUCUAUAAUAUCCUGUACAUCAGUUGAAUCUCGAGAAGGACUAGAUGCAGAAACAUCAAAUUUUAAAAUUGAUUAUUAAUUUAAAAAAAACAUAUUUCAACAGCAUAUACAUACUGCUGUACAUACAACCAUAAAAAGUAAAGGCGAUGAGGAUAGUCUAUCUAUUUUAUUAGGCAGAGGAAUUUCUCCAGCAGUGGAUACUUAUUAACUGAUAUUAUAUUGAAUCUCGGAAUGUGAUAGCCGAUCACUCUAGUGUUAUGACCUCGAUAGGGUCGGGAGAAUCAACUACAUAAGUAUUUGUGGAAAUAACGAUAAGUAUUGUAUUUUAUGAGAACUCAAAGAUCCAUUGUAAAUUGAAUCAGAUCGUGAAGAUUUUAAUUAUAAGGUGCCUGUCUGAUUUAUGACAUACUCACUAGUUAUACAUAUACAUACCUAUACCUAAUUACUUUCAGUAUUAUAAAUACUCUGAUUUUUGUUGUGUUUGGUUUAUGUUAAUUAUCCUCACUGGGCCGCAUAGAAAAACCUCAAAAGGAACUUCUCUUUGGUAAUAUUUACGUGUAAUGAAUGAAUAUAUGUUUAAUAUGUUGAUUGCGGCCCAGUACCUAAAUUAUAAUUUUAGGUUCUAGUCAAUUGGUUCGUAUAUUUAUUAUGUUAUGGUCAAAAUUUGUUUCGUCGGUGCUGCUCUCAUUAGAGUGAAGUGGUUUUCAUGUAAAACUGUGAGGUACUAAUGAAAGGUGAAAUAUAUGAAAAAUAAGACAAA